Molecule: messenger RNA, 4478 nt
Organism: Rana temporaria (common frog)
Lineage: Eukaryota; Metazoa; Chordata; Amphibia; Anura; Ranidae
Gene: IL27RA
Product: interleukin 27 receptor subunit alpha
Exons: 14
Coding region: 303-2135 (610 amino acids)
Biological process (GO): cytokine-mediated signaling pathway; positive regulation of activated T cell proliferation
Cellular component (GO): external side of plasma membrane; interleukin-12 receptor complex; interleukin-23 receptor complex
Molecular function (GO): cytokine receptor activity; interleukin-12 receptor binding; interleukin-23 binding
Source: RefSeq, a predicted model, not a curated record
UGUAUUAUUCCCGUAUGCACAUUAAAGAUUAGGGCCCCAGAGGGAUGGGAGAGUCAUAGAGACAGCUAGAGCCAGCAGAUGAGAGCUGGAGGCAGCCCAGGGUGCUAGGCUGGCUGGAAGGGUGGGGGGUAUAGUGUGGGAAGUGUGUGACGAAGAGAGUGUGAGAGUGGAAAACUAAAGAGGAAGUGAGAAGAGAUCAGAAAAGCAAGAGAAAAUCAGAAGAAAGCAAGACAGCGAAGGCACGUCUGCACCCAGCGUGCGCCCAGGAUAAUGACAAGACCAGCUCCUGAUAACAGGGUGGGAUGUCUGACGACCCGUGGAUUAAAUCUCUUGUUGGAGGUCUUAUCAUCCUAAUUUUUGGUAUCACUUCUUCCACAGGUAACAUCGAUGAAUGUAGUCUGUGCUGCCUCCUACAAGGGACCAGUGAAGACCUGAACUGCACAUGGACAAAUGACAGCAGAGUACAGCUUAAUGUAUACCUACAAAGAAUCUCUCCUCAUGAUCCUCCCCAACAUUACACCAUACCGCCUGGUCAGAACUGGCUGCUGAUUCCCCGGGAAAACCUAACCGCCCAUCACAAGUAUCAGCUCAGCGUACAUGGAGAAACCUGGAUGAAGACCCUGAACCUCACCUACUGCCAUGGAUGUGAGAAUGUGUUCAUUGGGGCUCCAAUCCUCAAUUUAUCUACCUAUGAAGAAGAAGAGGACACGCUGGUUGUGGAAAUAACAUGGAAAGACACAAUGGAUUUCUCCCACCCCCCAAGGGUAGAAUUGAGGUAUCGCACCCUGGGAGCCAAUGACUGGAUUACGGUGGACAGUGAUGACCUGGAACAAAAUUCUUAUCAGAUGAUGGACCUAGAGCCCUACACAGACUAUGAAUUUCAGAUCCGAUACAUUCCAGAUGAGCAGCAGAAAAACAGAGGUCUGUGGAGUGAAAGUUCUGUGUUCACCACUCCAGAAGAAGUUCCUGAUGGGGCACCAGAUGUUUGGAGGCAUUUUGACCAGGAAAGCUCUUUGCAUGUGACAUGGAAGCCAUUGAACCAUCACUCUGCCAGGGGUAAAAUCCUUAGUUACAAUGUGACCUACAACAAUAACAAUACACAUCAAUCCAUUGAGGAGCCAUGUUGUAACAUAUCAUUGCCUGCUCAGUCUACUCACGUGUGUGUCAGUGCCAGGAAUUCCAUGGGACAUGGACCACAAAGCUGUGUUAUCCCCCUGUGUUCAGUAGCUGCAAACAAGGAAAACGUUGAUGCCAAAGCCUGGGGUGACCCUUCAGGACGCAUUGCAGUCGGGUGGAAAGAGUUGAUGCAUUAUGGCUCUCCUGUAAAUUACACGGUGGAGUGGAGAAAAGACAACAGCUCAGAGAUGGACUGGACCAGAAGUCAGAUAGCCCAUCAGAAAUUAGUACUACCAGGUGAAUUCUCACCCGGUGUUCUCUACCACAUUGCCAUCCAUGCCCUGUAUAACGACUGCUAUGCCAAUUUCCUUUCUAUCGAAGCCUAUGCCCGAGAGGAAGUUCCUUUGGCAGGGCCCUCUUUUUCUAUUCACGUUUCUUCAUCAGAAGUCUUCAUUUCUUGGGAUGAGAUACCAAGGCAUCAUUUAAGAGGAAAACUAAAACAUUACACCAUCUAUGUAAAGAAUGAAACAAGUUCUCAGCAGCACACAGUAUAUGGUAGGAAUUUCACCCUAAAAGGACUGUCGCCACAUGGAGCUUACACCACCUUCAUAACAGCAUCCACAGCAGCGGGAGAAGGGGUGCCAACUGCAAACCAGACAUUUCAGAUUAAUAUGGGAAAGCGGAUUCAUCCACUGGCUUUGAUCGCAAUGUCUCUGAUCAGCGUGGGCAUUCUUGCAACGGCUAUCUUCAUACAUCCCUUCCUUCUGGCUUUGUGGCCAAAGAUCCCGAAGCCAGAGAAUAAAUUUAAUGGUGCCACCGUCAGCACUAAGUUUUUGGAACCACAGCAGACUCCUUCUAACCCUCCCAUCAUAGAGAUUGAAGAAAUGGAACCAGUUUCCCCACCAUCACCCCCACCAUUACCCCCACCGGCAGCCCCGCCAGACCAGUUUAAGCCCAUAACAUCCGGCUACGAAAAGCACUUCAUGCCCACCCCUGAGGAAGUGAUGGGUUUGUGCUAAUAAUGAAAAAAUAAAGCCUACUCCAUACUGAUGCCACAAACACAACUGAUGGAGUUCUCCCAUCACAUAGGUGGAAGAAAUGGAAUAACUUUCCCCACCAUCACCUUCAACGGUACCCCAGCCAGAUCAGUGUAAGCCCAUAAACUCUGGCCUAGAGAAGGACUUAAUGCCGACCUCUGAGGAAGUGAUGAGUUUGUGCUAAUAAUGAAAAAAGUGAAACCUACUCCACAAUGAUGCCACAAACACAAGUGAUGGAGUUCUCCCAUCACAGAGGGGAAAGACAAAAAACAAGUUGCCCCACCAUCACCGGAACCGGAAUCACAGCCAGACCAGUGUGUAAGUCUACAACAUUCGGCUCCGAGAAGCACUCGACCCCCGAGAAAGUGAUGGGUUUGUGCUAAUAAUGAAAAAAUAAAGCCUACGCUAUACUGAUGCCACAAACACAACUGAUGGAGUGGAAGGUGGAAGAAAUGGAACCAGUUUCCUCUGGCAACCCCGUCAGACCAGUGUAAGCCUAUAAAAUCUGGCUUCAAGAAGCACUUCAUGCCGACCCCCAAGGAAGUGAUGGGUUUAAGAUAAUAAUGAAGCAAAUUAAACCUACUCCACAAUGAUACCACAAACACAAGUGAUGGAGUUCUCCCAUCACAGAGGUGGAAGAAAUGGAAGCAGUUUUCCCACCAUCACCCUCAACGGCACCCCAGCCAGACCAGUGUAAGCCCAUAAGCUCUGGAUUCGAGAACGACUUAAUGCCGACCCCUGAGGAAGUGAUGAGUUUGUGAUAAUAAUGAAAAAAGUGAAACCUACUCCACAAUGAUGCCACAAACACAAGUGAUGGAGUUCUCCCAUCACAGAGGUGUAAGAAAUAGAACAAGUUGCCCAACAUCACUCUCACCGGCACCCUAGCCAGACCAGUGUAUGCCCAUAAUUUCUGGCUAUGAGAAGCACUUCAUGCCAACCCCCGAGGAAGUGAUGAGUUUGUGCUAAUAAUUAAAAAGUGAAACCUACUCCACAAUGAUGCCACAAACACAAGUGAUAGAGUUCUCCCAUCACAGAGGUGUAAUAAAUAGGACAACUUGCCCCUCCAUCACCCUCACCGGCAACCCAGCCAGACCAGUAUAAGCCCAUAACGUCCGGCUCCCAGAAGCACUUCAUGCCGACCCCCGAGGAAGUUAUGGGUUUGAGAUAACAAUGAAAAAAAUUAAACCUUCUCCACAAUGAUGCUCGAACGCAAGUGAUGGAGUUCUCCCAUUACAGAGGUGGAAGAAAUGGAACCAGUUUCCCGACCAUCACUCUCAACAGCGCCCCCACCAGACCAGUGUAAGCCCAUAACGUGCCAACUCCUGAGGAAGUGAUGGGUUUGUGUCAUCAAUGAAAAAUGGAAGCCUACUCCACAAUGGCACCACAAACACAGCUGAUGGAGUGAAGCUUGAGAGAAGAGUGGGGAAGACGCAUCAGAUCUUUACGGUUUCAGCAGUUUACAGAGGUGUGAGGAGUACUGCUUACUCUUGCUCUCUCUGCCGACAUACUGUUUGUCUAUUAGCAGGCAUGCAUGUCAGGACAGGUUUAUUAUGGCUGUCAUACAGCUUCAGGGUAUACAGAGGGUGCUCAACCUGUCCGACAAGACUGUCUCCUGAUUUAUACUUCCUCGGAUAUGUGCUUUAUGCACCAAACUCUACAAUACCUGCUCAGUCAUGGUCAACUAAUAGCGCAAAGAGCAAUCAGUUCACAGCAGUCAGAUUUCUCAGGGCAGACGGUGACAAAAAUGAAAAGAAUGACUGCUUAUUGCUCCAGACACAAAACGUUCAAUAAAAUAUUAUAUUGCAUUUAAAAUGGACCUAAUGUAUGCAUAAUUGUGAAGGGGGCCUAAAAUUGUUUUCAGGCACAUCCCAUAUUGGGACACUUCAGAAUCUGUGUCUGCAAUUUGCACCAAUGCCCUGUUGGUCCUAGACCCUCUCUUACCUUUGUUUGUGUGAUGCCCUGAAGCACAUUGUUGGAUUUAUAGUGUGAGUGGGCAUUCUGCGUCACAGGUCCAUGACGCAUGUGCCCAAUCUUUUCCUUCGUGGGAAUACAAAUAACCUUUUUUUACAAAAAAAAAAAUUAUAUAUUUUUUUAAACUUUUUACAUUUUAUUUUUUACAUUUUCUAAAUGUGUUUUUAAAAAUAAUUUACCGUCACUGUUCUGCCUAAGUACACAUUGCUAUUUGCCUUACUAAGCCAGUUUGUGUAGACAGGAAUGUCGGCCCUUCCACUCUUGGAAAGCGUAGCUUUGUAUUGUGCACUGUGUAAUUUUACUCAUAAUGUACUUUUUUUGUUGUUGUUGAAAAUAAACAGUUUUUAUAAGAUC